This is a messenger RNA of Physella acuta, 2175 nucleotides long. Its product is annotated as adhesion G-protein coupled receptor G2-like. Gene Ontology annotation, molecular function: G protein-coupled receptor activity. NCBI's taxonomy places the organism in Eukaryota, Metazoa, Mollusca, Gastropoda, Physidae. Gene Ontology annotation, biological process: G protein-coupled receptor signaling pathway; cell surface receptor signaling pathway. The record is from RefSeq and is a predicted model, not a curated record. Gene Ontology annotation, cellular component: membrane.
CAAGGACCAAAAUGUAGAUCCAAGUUCCAUAUUUCUUGCAGAUUCAGAUAAACCACACUGCCCAAAGGAGGUAACGAAGCACUUAAACGUUGAGAUGGUAUGGGAAGACUCCUAUGUCGGCGAAUCGACACAUCUCAAUAUUUCAGCCGACGGCUGGCUAAAAACAUUUAGCAGGAAGUGCAUUCAAGAAAACUUGGUGCCGAAAUGGAGCAGCUUGACUAUAAAAAUUACAAAUGGUACAACAGAUACAACACUACCCACUAUGGAGCCGCUGGGGAUAACCACGUUCCCACCUGCCACAGCGGCUUCAAUGUUAAUUAACGCAUCGCUGCUCGCCCACGAUUUACACCAAAGUCGGCACAUGUCCAAUGAAGACUACGAGCGUACGAUAGAGCAGCUGGAAGACCUGUGCCAAGAUGAGAGCCUAGCCGUGCCCGGCGUCUCCCGAGCCAUGGUCUUCUGUUUGAACGAGUUGCUGGUACACCACAAGGAGCACUUGAGUGCCGAAGGAGGUUUUAAUAAACAGAGGCUGCUGGACGUCAUAGAAAAGGUGGCUGAGAGGACGCCCUUAACGAACGGAUCUUUCAAAUACGUGGAGAAGCUGCUGGCAGUUUCAGGCUUCAGGCUACCUAGCGACACUACAGGAGAACUUGUCAUGUCCAUCUCUGGUUUUUUGUCCACUGGAGAUCUAACGGCAGGAAAUCUUGAUAUUGAGAUUAAGAAGAACAUCUCCACCGAAUCAACGUCCAUCAAUAUUCCGUUAACGUCUGUUUCGGCCAGUGUCAAAGAGGGAAGGAUAGUCUUUAUUGUUCAUGCGACGGAAGAACUGUUUGUUACGCAAAACUAUUCUGACCAGUACAUUGUUAAACCCAUCUUGUCGGCGAUAAUAUCAGGCGCUCAAGUAAACUUGGUUGAUGAGAGGAUCCUAAUAACCUUGUUACACGCAGAUAAAGGUACACACCAGCCCAGCUGUGUUUACUGGAACCGGUCGGACAGCGGAGAAUUGGGCCAGUGGUCGACGGAGGGCUGCGAGCUGGUCUCGUCAUCAGAGAACAAGACCAUCUGCGCGUGUAAUCACUUAACGAACUUCGGGCUUCUGAUGGAUAUAUACGAGGUAAAAGCUUCUAUUAGCGAGGCCCACCUAGAGAGGUUAUCUAUCAUUACAAUCGCGGGCAGUAUGAUAUCAUUUUGCUGCCUACUCCUAACUAUAUUUAAUUACACUAUCUUCAGUAAUUUGAGGAAAAAUACUCCCUCUAAAAUAGUAUACAAUCUGUGCUGGGCACUGAUGCUCUUCAAUGGCUUCUUUCUAUUGGGGCAUUUUACUACAGAUGUCAUAGAGGACAACUCUUCCUGUAAGGCCAUGGCUGCCCUACUACAUUACUCGCUACUCGCUGCUAUGUUUUGGAUGUCAGUAAAUGCAUUUUUCAUGUACAUAUCGGUGGUGAAGGUGUUUAACAUACAAAUCGCUUACUUUUUCUUGAAGUGUUUUCUGUUUGCUUGGGGUUUGCCUGCGAUAUUUGUUGGCAUUACGCUGCUUCUAAACGAAUCCAAGAACUAUGGAAAGAUUAACACAGAGUUCUGCUGGAUAAAGAAGCCGGCCUUCUACGUCACGCUAGUCUCACCCAUCUCGGUCUCCCUAGCACUGAACGUUUACGUUUUUUGUUUGACCAUGCGUGAAGUUUCCAAGAGCAACCGGAGGCAUUCGUCUCUCAUGAUAGGAGAGGAUAGAAACUUUAGGGUAAAUUUACGAGCGGCCUUCAGCCUUCUGAUACUGUUAGGCUUGACUUGGAUUUUUGCCUUCUUUACCUUCGGUCAGCUCGGAACGCUCUUUAGCUACCUGUUUUCGAUUUUUAACUCUCUACAGGGUAUGUUUAUCUUCACCUUUUACUGCUUGUUGAAACGGGACGUAUUAAAUGCGUGGAUGGUGUUAUUCGGCUAUAAGACCAACGAAAUCAUUUUCAGUAGUGCGUUCAGUGAAUCAUCAAGAUCCAGCUUAAGAAAACAUUCAAAAGGCGAUGAUUAUAGAUUCUCCGAGUCCCUGGAGAAGGAAGUCCCUGCUGACAUACAAGAAGAUGGUACGGCAAUCAACUGAAAGUAACGGACUGACUACAUUUUAUCGCCAAAGUCGUUUUAAACACACAUUAUUUUACAUAUAUGUUUACUGACUAAAUUGAG